Molecule: messenger RNA, 315 nt
Organism: Ambispora leptoticha
Lineage: Eukaryota; Fungi; Glomeromycota; Glomeromycetes; Archaeosporales; Ambisporaceae
Source: the annotation of a GenBank genome assembly
AUGUCUGUUGCCACAAGAAACGUGAAAGCCAUCAUUCCGUUACUCGACCGAGUACUGGUUCAACGUCUCAAAGCUGAACAAAAAACAGCAUCAGGUAUUUUGAUACCAGAGAAAGCACUAGAGUCGUUAAAUGAGGGAAAAGUUAUCGCUGUUGGGAAAGGUGCUUUAGAUAAGGAAGGAAAGCAUAUUAAACCACAAGUAGAAGAAGGCGAUCGAGUCCUUCUUCCAUCUUAUGGUGGCAACACUAUCAAAGUUGGAGACGAGGAGUUCACUUUAUUCCGCGAUUCUGAAAUUAUGGCAAAGAUUACUGAAUGA